GGAGUUGUAAAGAUCAUGGCAACCAUAGAAGAGUUAGCUCAUCAAAUUAUUGAACAGCAAAUGGGAGAGGUUACCCAGCAGUCUGGGAUUGAUGAAGAAGUCCUCUGUUCUGAAUCAAAUUUCAUUGUUCUCAUCAUUCGAUGCUUUACUCAGCAGAGCCAGAGUCGACCUGACUGUUGCAAGAACUGUCUCACAUUAAAGCUCUAAAGCACUUGUGAAAAAUGGGGCUGGUUCUCUGUUUUCCCCCAAAUUAAUCUUUUGCUACAUUUAAUUUAAAUUCUGCUGGAGAAUUUUGAACCUCCUAUGAGGCAAAUCUCCUGAAGUUGAUGCUGUCUUCUGAAGUCAUGAUUGCACAGUCUCCAGGUGCUGUUACACAAACAGCAAUGGAUGGGACUGCACAAAGAAUACAGAUUGUCCCAGCCGAUUCAGGUCUUGCUUUACCACAGCGCAUACAGAUUGUUACAGAUCAGCAAACUGGCCAGAAAAUUCAAAUUGUGACAGCACUUGAUCAGAGCACAUCAAGCAAGCAGUUCAUCCUAACAAAUCAUGACAGUGCGAACCCAAGCAAAGUUAUUCUUGCAAGGCAAGAAUCCACUCCAGGAAAGGUUUUUCUUGCCACACCAGAUGCUUCAGGUGUCAAUCAGUUGUUUUUCGCAACUCCUGAUCUGUCCGCGCAGCACAUUCAGAUCUUAACAGAUAACUCUUCCGCAGAUCAAAUGCCAAAUAAAAUAUUUGACCUGUGUGUUGUAUGUGGGGACAAGGCAUCAGGGCGUCAUUAUGGAGCAGUAACUUGUGAAGGAUGCAAAGGUUUCUUUAAAAGAAGUAUCAGAAAAAAUUUAGUGUACUCAUGUCGAGGAUCAAAAGACUGCAUCAUCAAUAAACACCACCGAAACAGAUGUCAAUACUGCCGGCUUCAGAGAUGUAUUGCAUUUGGAAUGAAACAGGACUCUGUUCAGUGUGAAAGGAAACCUAUUGAAGUAUCAAGAGAAAAAUCCUCCAAUUGUGCUGCUUCAACAGAAAAGAUCUACAUCCGCAAAGACCUCCGCAGUCCAUUAGCUGCAACUCCAACUUUUGUAACAGACAGUGAAACAGCAAGGUCAACUGGAUUGCUAGAUUCAGGAAUGUUUGUGAAUAUUCAUCAAUCUGGAGUAAAAAGUGAGUCAGCUGUGCUGAUGACACAAGAUAAGGCCGAAGCUUGUCAGGGGGAUUUGAGCACAUUAGCCAACGUGGUUACAUCACUAGCAAGUCUUGGUAAAGCAAAAGAUAUUUCACAAAGUAGUAGUACUGAUCUCUCCAUGAUUGAAAGUUUAAGCAAUGGAGAUACAUCACUGUCUGAAAUUCAACCAGAGGAGCAAGCCAGCAGCGAUGUAACAAGGGCUUUUGAUACCCUUGCAAAAGCAUUAAAUCCGGGAGAAAGUGCGGCAUGUCCAAACUCAGUAGAGAACAUGGAAGCCAGUGUACACCUCAUUGCCGGAGAAUCAAGCAUGAAUAUUGUUGAAAUAGAAGGACCACUUCUCAGCGAUGCUCAUGUAGCCUUCAGGCUCACCAUGCCUUCUCCCAUGCCUGAAUACCUAAAUGUUCACUAUAUUUGUGAAUCUGCCUCCCGCCUGCUGUUUUUGUCGAUGCACUGGGCACGUUCCAUUCCUUCUUUCCAGGCUUUAGGGCAGGAAAAUAGCAUAUCAUUGGUAAAAGCCUGUUGGAAUGAACUGUUUACCCUCGGGCUCGCACAGUGUUCCCAAGUGAUGAAUGUUGCAACUAUAUUAACUGCAUUCGUCAACCACCUUCACAGUAGCCUUCAGCAAGAUAAACUAUCAUCAGAAAGGGGGAAGUUGGUGAUGGAGCACAUCUUCAAGCUGCAAGAAUUCUGUAACAGUAUGGUUAAACUUUGUCUUGACGGCUAUGAAUAUGCUUACCUGAAAGCAAUUGUCCUCUUCAGUCCAGAUCACCCAGGCUUAGAAAACAUGGGACAAAUUGAGAAAUUUCAGGAAAAGGCUUACAUGGAAUUUCAGGAUUACAUAACAAAAGCAUACCCAGAUGACACCUACAGGUUAUCCAGGUUGCUUCUCCGACUGCCUGCCCUGAGGCUGAUGAGUGCUACCAUCACAGAAGAGUUGUUUUUCGCAGGCCUCAUUGGUAAUGUGCAGAUUGACAGCAUUAUCCCUUAUAUUCUUAGAAUGGAGACUGCAGAUUAUAAUUCUCAGAUAAUCGGACAUGGUAUUUGAAGACGCACCCCUAGUGCUUGCAAUGGUUAUACUGUCGUCUCCAAAAGCUAAAAAAAAACCGGAACCCUUGGAAAAUUCAUUUUCAGUCUCUUUGAUUUUUCCUCCUGGUUUUUUGAGAAUUUGGAAAGCGACUCUGAAUCUGAUGAGAAUUGGGAAGAAUUUUCCAUCCAGAUUUUGUACAUAAAUGGACAGAGAAUACUUGUUUUGUUGAAAAACAAAACAAAACCGGAAAUCCAGCCUUGGUAAGGAAGUAAUCAGGAGUGCAUGUCAUGACUUAAAUAAGGUGUCAAAAUCCGAUUUGUUUUUUUUUUUUUUUAAUUAGCCUCCUUUCAGAAUUGUGUUCCAUUCAUAGCAUGAUAAUCAUCGAUCCCCAGCUGGUAGGAAAACCUAAUGGUCUGAAACUCUGAGGAGGCCUCUAGGGAUUUUUUUGGAUCUUACAUUUCUGUAACAGAAUUCAAUUUUGUUCCAGUUAAUAAGUGAGAUGAAACUUGGUUUUGUGUAAUGGUGUAACAUACCAUUAAAAUUGCAGGGAAGUCACAAUAGAAAUAUGCUUUCACUUUUUUUUUUCCCUUUUUUUAAAUUAACCUUUUGUAAGUACCUUGGUGUACCCCUUAAUGGGCUGUGCCUCCCUUUCUUCCUGCUCUCCCUAUUCCCCAUUGCUGGCAAUGGGACAAAGGCCAUUCCUGAUCUCAUGGGUUGACAUAUAUUAGUAUUGUAUACUGGUGAUAUAAGCACUUUUUAUUUAUGCAAUAGAAAAUUGGUACAAGAGUAAAGUAUUUCCCAAAGUACUUUAUUCUGAGUGUUAUUUUCAUUUCAGUUUUCUAGGUGUGUCAUUUUUUUUGUUGUUGUUCAUUUUAUGUAUCCUGGCCUCUCUUUGAAGUUAGCCAGAUGCUUUUGGCUUGUUAAAAUCUUCAUUGUGGAUACUCAGAUUUUAAACUACAAAUUUGUAUCGGCAAGUUUGGACUUUGAAACAGCAUUAUUGCUUUAGCAAUCUUGUUAAUAGAGGGACAUUUAGUGGCUUUCCAUUUGAACAGUAUUGAAAGUACUGUCCGUGAAAAUUUGCAUUAAUGCCAUCUCAUAAGUUUUUGAGUUGGAGAGACUACUUCAAGAAGAGUAGCACUGCCCCAAACCAAAUGCUUAGAAGUCUUAGUCAUUGACAAAUUACACGACUCCGUAUUUUUAAAAGUCUGAAUCAAUCCACUGCUUAAAUUAUUUUUAAAGACCUUAUUGGAGCUAGGGUUAAGAUUAGAAAUAAGUGUAAUUGGCAUUUUAGAUGAUUUGACUAUUGACUAAAACUUAGAUAAUUGACUUGUAGAUCCUAGGCAUUUGGUUUUCAGUGACUCGUCACUUGGCAUUCCUAUUCAUUGUUUUUACGAUUAAUUGCCAGGUGCAAUCUUGUCCCAAGCCUGUAAAUAUGUUUGUUGGUAAAAGGGCAUUUUUGUCAAGUCUUUUUCAACAAGAGAAGCUGUUUUUUUUAAUUUUAGUUUUUACCAAUUCCUUUGUUUACAACCACUUUACCAAUUAGCCAUCCCGAGAUUUUUAUCAGCCUAUUAAAAAUGGACUAUAUAUAUACGGGACCUUUGUUGAAAGUUGAGAAAGUUUUAACUGAAGGAAAGACUGUAUUUACUAUAGAAAAUCAGCAGUUUUACAAAUUCAAGGAUCAAAGGCAGGAGCUAAGUAAAAUAUCCAGUCAAAUAAUGUAUAUAUGGCUUACGGUUAGGUUAUAUAUGUCUUUCAGGUAUUUUUCCUGGUUAAACUUAGAGUUAUAUCUGGAUGUGUUUAAAGGAAUUGUAUUAAAGCAUCACCUGCAUUACCAUUUUCUAGUCUUUUCAAUAUCACUGGAAGCUCUUUGUUGUUCAUUCCAUUUUCCUCCUACUGUAAUUGUACUUUCAUGUUAGCAUGGACCUUCCGCAUUAGGGAAGGAGCAAGGUAUCGUUGAUCACGUGAUGUAAUCUGUGUAGUUUGGAAACAAAUGUUAUUGGAUUAACCACCAUCCCUUAUUAGGAGGGUGUUUGGAAUUUUGCCACCCAUUUGCAAAUAUAAUUUGCAGUUAUUAAAUUGAAAGGAAACUUGGGUUUCAAUGUAACGGCAGGUAUUUAACUGCAGUCCUCCUUCCUGAUAUGAUUGGAUCAAACCAAACAAAUGAAGUGGUCUUAGGGCAAAGUGAAGUAAUUAGGAGAGGGGUAUUUUUCACAUUUUUAAGGAUCUGGAGCACACAAAUUUUGAAAAGCAAUGAAAUAAACACUGAUCACAACCCUAGGUGCAUCUCACCUGUAGAAUGGACCUCACCCCUCCGUACAUCUAAGCUGUGUUGGCCGUUGUAUAAAAGCUGCUGUAAAUGUCUUCGAAUCUGACUAAAAGUGUAAAAUUCUAUUUUGGCUGUAUUUUUUAAACAAAUUGUAACUUUUUAUGAUAGAAUACAAUCGUUGCAACCUU
This is a messenger RNA of Tachyglossus aculeatus (Australian echidna), 4658 nucleotides long. RefSeq names its product nuclear receptor subfamily 2 group C member 1 (gene NR2C1). Gene Ontology annotation, biological process: negative regulation of transcription by RNA polymerase II; anatomical structure development; cell differentiation. Gene Ontology annotation, molecular function: zinc ion binding; RNA polymerase II cis-regulatory region sequence-specific DNA binding; nuclear receptor activity. NCBI's taxonomy places the organism in Eukaryota, Metazoa, Chordata, Mammalia, Monotremata, Tachyglossidae. The record is from RefSeq and is a predicted model, not a curated record. The transcript has 16 exons. The coding region runs from base 327 to 2222 and encodes 631 amino acids.